AUGAUGAAGAGGAAAUUUGAUUCAACAACGAUGAAAGGAGAAGAAGUACAAUUUGGUUCGGUUUAUAACAAUGGAAUUUCUUGGUUGAGAGGUUCAUUGCUUGGGAAAGGAGGAUUUGGGUCGGUUUAUAUUGCUAAACUGAGGAAACCCGACUCAAGAAAUCGUCCAAUUAUGCUUAAAUCGGCUGAGGUUUGUAAAUCAAGUUCAUUACAGAAGGAGAAGGAAAUUUACAACAAUCUUUAUGAUUGUCCUUAUAUUCUUCAAUGCUUUGGCGAAGAAACUACAACUGAUCAGUAUGGUCAUAUGUUUUACAACAUUCUGUUAGAGUACGCUUCUGGCGGAACCCUAGCUUCUCUGAUCAAGCAAUCCGGUGGCUGUGGGUUGCCUGAAUCUGAUGUCAAGAGAUAUACAAGGUUUAUUCUUAAAGGGAUUCAUUAUUAUAUUCAUAGCUAUGGCUAUGUGCAUUGUGAUUUAAAGCCUGCCAAUGUUCUGCUUGUGUCUACUGGUGGCUCUGAAUUUGUUCCGAAGAUCGGCGAUUUAGGGUUGGCGAAGAAAAUUGUGAGAAACAGGGAGCUUGGUGAUUCUGACAUUGGAGGGACUACUAUGUAUAUGGCGCCGGAGACGGUGGCCGAUGGAAUUCAGGAGACUCCGUCUGAUAUUUAG
Molecule: messenger RNA, 663 nt
Organism: Mercurialis annua (annual mercury)
Lineage: Eukaryota; Viridiplantae; Streptophyta; Magnoliopsida; Malpighiales; Euphorbiaceae
Product: mitogen-activated protein kinase kinase kinase 20-like
Exons: 1
Coding region: 1-663 (220 amino acids)
Biological process (GO): protein phosphorylation
Molecular function (GO): ATP binding; protein kinase activity
Source: RefSeq, a predicted model, not a curated record